Molecule: messenger RNA, 2107 nt
Organism: Cynara cardunculus var. scolymus (artichoke)
Lineage: Eukaryota; Viridiplantae; Streptophyta; Magnoliopsida; Asterales; Asteraceae
Product: adagio protein 3
Exons: 2
Coding region: 31-1938 (635 amino acids)
Biological process (GO): circadian rhythm; response to blue light
Cellular component (GO): cytosol; SCF ubiquitin ligase complex; nucleus
Molecular function (GO): protein binding
Source: RefSeq, a predicted model, not a curated record
GUAUCUUCCUUGCUUGCUUGCUUGGUUGCCAUGGGGAUUCUUAGAGAUGACGACUCAGAGGAUCGCCGGAGGACCAAGAGAAUCAAAUGCCACGACCAUCAGAAUGACUACGACUACGACUAUGACCACGAGUUCGGUGAUGUAGAAGAGGAGGAAGAGAGUGGUACUGGAUUUUCGUUGAGGUUAGGUGAUUUUUUCAAUCCGAUGAUUCCGACUUCUAUUGUCGUUUCGGAUGCUAUGGAACCGGAUUUUCCUAUAAUCUAUGUUAAUAAAGUCUUCGAAUCCAUCACCGGUUAUCGCGCCGAUGAGGUCCUUGGCCGGAACUGCCGUUUCUUACAGUACAGAGACCCCCGAGCCCAAAGACGGCAUCCUUUGGUAGACCCUGUUUGUGUUUCAGAGAUCAGAAGAUGUCUUGAUGAAGACAUUGAUUUUCAGGGAGAGCUUCUGAACUUCAGAAAAGAUGGUACUCCACUGGUGAACCGGCUAAGACUUGCUCCCAUACACGGUGAUGAUGGCAUAGUCACACACAUAAUAGGCAUUCAGGUAUUUACUGAAGCCAAAAUCGAUCUAAAUAGUGUUUCAUACCCUGUUUUCAAAGAAACUUGCAAGAAGCAAUGUGAUCAAGAGACGGGUAAAUACUCCCCAAAGAGUGGAGAAAUGAAGUAUAUAGAGAGCCAGGAGAUAUGUGGAAUUCUUCAACUUUCUGAUGAAGUAAUGGCUCAAAACAUUUUGUCACGCUUGAUGCCUAGAGAUGUUGCUUCGAUUGGAUCCGUUUGUACAAGGAUUCGUCAACUGACCAAGAACGAGCAUGUCAGAAAAAUGGUGUGCCAAAAUGCUUGGGGAAGAGAUGUAACGGGUGCAUUGGAACACAUGACGAAAAAACUAGGGUGGGGCCGUCUUGCUCGGGAACUCACCACUCUUGAAGCUGUUUGCUGGAAGAAACUCAGAGUCGGAGGCGCGGUAGAGCCUUCACGCUGCAAUUUCAGUGCGUGUGCUGCUGGGAACAGACUCGUUCUCUUUGGAGGCGAAGGCGUUAACAUGCAGCCAAUGGAUGAUACGUUUGUCCUCAAUCUCGAUGCUGCAAAUCCCGAGUGGCGGCAGGUGAGUGUGAAGUCAGCCCCACCAGGUCGGUGGGGCCACACGCUAACCUGUCUCAAUGGAUCUUGGCUAGUCAUAUUCGGUGGCUGUGGAAAACAAGGAUUGCUCAAUGACGUCUUCAUUCUCGACCUCGACGCCAAACAGCCGACAUGGAUCGAAGUCUUUGGCGGUGGUGGUCAACCGCCACCCCGAUCCUGGCACAGCUCAUGCACCAUAGAAGGGUCGAAACUAGUCGUCUCCGGUGGGUGCACCGAUGCCGGAAUCCUUCUCAACGACACAUUUUUGCUCGAUCUCACGAUGGAAAAACCAAUGUGGAGAGAGAUUCCGGCCUCCCCAAUCCCACCAUCUCGACUCGGACAUUCGCUCUCCGUUUACGGACGGACCAAGAUUCUUAUGUUUGGUGGGCUAGCCAACAGCGGUCACCUAAGGUUAAGAUCAAGUGAGGCAUAUACCAUAGACCUGAUGGAUGAAAAGCCUGAAUGGAGGCUAUUGGAAUGCAAUGGGUUCACAGGGGUUGGGACCCAGAGUGCAGUGGUUCCACCGCCCCGGCUGGACCACGUAGCGAUGAGCAUGCCGUGUGGGCGUGUUAUAAUAUUUGGCGGUUCAAUAGCGGGAUUGCAUUCACCUGCUCAGGUGUUCUUAUUGGACCCAGCAGAAGAGAAAGCAUCAUGGAGGCUCCUAAAUGUGCCUGGUCAACCACCAAAAUUUGCAUGGGGUCAUAGUACAUGUGUGGUGGGGGGUACGAGGGUUCUGGUGCUGGGUGGUCAUACAGGCGAAGAAUGGGUUCUUAAUGAGCUGCAUGAGUUGUGCUUGGCCAGCAAGCAGGAUGUGGAGCCAUGAAUCAAGUUAUAUAUAUACAUAUAUAUAUAUAUAUAUACGUAUAUAUGUGUGUGUGAGAUUAGUGAUAGUUGUCAAUUUAAUUGUAGGAUCGAUUGAGUUUUUGUAUUUGUGGUUUGUAAGUUUCUUUUUUUAACCUUUGUAUCUUGUUAAUAUAUAUAGUUACAUUUGA